This is a messenger RNA of Papaver somniferum (opium poppy), 1716 nucleotides long. RefSeq names its product zinc finger BED domain-containing protein RICESLEEPER 2-like. Gene Ontology annotation, molecular function: DNA binding; protein dimerization activity. NCBI's taxonomy places the organism in Eukaryota, Viridiplantae, Streptophyta, Magnoliopsida, Ranunculales, Papaveraceae. The transcript is spliced from 3 exons. Bases 1 to 1716 code for a protein of 571 amino acids. The record is from RefSeq and is a predicted model, not a curated record.
AUGACUGAAAAUGAUGGUGCAACUGGAGUCACCGGAGUUGCGGAAACCACUACUCAAAUAACUGGCCAAAAGCGUAAUAGAACUUCAACUGUAAGAACCGGAAGUUCUGAUGUUUGGACACAUAUGAAAAGGUUUUACGAUGAUGUUGAUGGAGUCAAAAAGUUCAAUGGUAGUUGUGUUUGUGAGUAUUGUGGGAAAAAGUUUAAUUGUCCCUCGGAGAACGGUACCAGCACUUUUUGGGCACAUCUUAGAAAAAGAUGCUCCAAGUAUCCAUACAGCGAAAAGGAUAAAAAUCAAAAAAUGAUAUCCUUAUCGGGAAGUAAACUUACAAAUUGGAAAUUUGAUCAAGUAAAGUUAUUGCACAAGCCGUGCAAACAUGUUUACAAAGCUGGGGUAUCAAAAAGGUGGUUGUGUACAAUAACACUUGAUAAUGCAAAGUGUAAUGGUACGGCAAUAAAUAGUUUGAUGAAGAGGCUCAAAGGUAAGGAUGUACUGUUACUAGAGGGCGAAUUUUUUCAUGUAAGGUGCUUCGCUCAUGUAAUCAAUCUUGUCGUGGAGGAUGGGGUUAAGGACGUAAAACCAUUAUUAAAACGUCUUCGCUGGCAUGUGAAAUAUGUUAGAAGUUCUCCUUCUCGUUUACAAAUAUUCAAAGAAUGUGCUGCGAAUGAGGGGAUAACAACUAACAAGUACCUAUGCUCCGACGUGAAAAUGAGAUGGAAUUCUACUUUUCUCAUGAUUAGCUCAGCACUGCAGUUUCCCAAAGCUUUUGAACGAAUGGCGGAACAAGAUGUCAGCUAUAGACAUGAGUUUGAGGCUAAUGGUAUGGGUCAGUUGGAAGAAGAUGACUGGAAGGUACUUAAUUCUUUGAACACAUUCUUAGAGAAAUUUUACCUUAUAACAAUGCGAAUAUCUGGUUCUCAUUAUACUACAUCCAACUUUUAUUUUGAUGAGUUAAGCGUAGUUAAGGAAAGUAUCUUGGAACAUUUAGGAGGUGCAGAUCCAUUUCUUAGUAGCAUGGCUAAAAAAAUGAAUGAAAAAUUCGAAAAAUACUGUAGCGUUGGUAGUGUUAAUCCGAUUCUAAUAGUUGCAAUGGCACUUGAUCCUCGAUACAAAUUCCAUUAUGCUGAAUUUUGGUACACCAGAUAUUUUAAGAAAAUUGAUGCCAGUCUUAGCGAAGGUCAAAUAAAGGAAAAGGUAACAGAUUUUGUGGGUGAAUCGAAACUUUUGAUGUUGCGUCUUUAUCUCCAAUACAAGCAAGAAAGUGAUGAUUUCAAAGAUAACGAUGCAUCACAACAAUUUGUUGAAACUGAUGAUAUUACUUCAAGUGGAACGGCAACUAAGAGUGGGUUCUCUGCCUUCUUGAGUCAAAGGGAAAGUGUCCAGGCCAUGAAUGAUUACGACCGUUAUUUAAAUGAUGGUGCAGAGCCAAUGACUAGAGAUUUGGAUGUCUUAUGCUGGUGGAAAGGAAAAGUACAAACAUAUCAUGCAUUUGCAAUUAUGGCACGUGAUAUACUAACCGUUCCAAUUACUUCGGUACCUUCUGAGUGUGCUUUUAGUACAGCUAAGAGAGUUCUUGAUGCCUUCCGUAGCUCUAUGAAACCAAAAACUGUGGAGUGCUUGAUUUGUGCCCAAGAUUGGUUGAAAAACUCAAUGGAACCCAUCGGAAUGGAAGGAAAAGCUGAGACAUUGGAUGACAAUGAAAAAGUUCCUUUCUAG